AUGAACACAAUCCGACUGCUGGCACUGACACCAUGCCAGGUUCGGAACAAGGUGGCCGACAUCCUGCACAAGACGGUGACGGGCGGUCUCGUGCUGAUCACGGUCGUUACACUCGCCGACGUGACGCGUGGCUUCGGUGUGCUGGUCAAGCGCAACGUCGACAGACGGGCGGCGCACGCAGCCACACAGCAGCAGCAGCAGGAACCGAGCAACGUCGACCACUGGGACUAA
This is a messenger RNA of Peronospora matthiolae, 231 nucleotides long. The record is from the annotation of a GenBank genome assembly. Lineage: Eukaryota; Oomycota; Peronosporomycetes; Peronosporales; Peronosporaceae.